AUGGGAGAUGAUAUAGGCACGGCGGGGGUUCCUGCUUUCUACUGUUGCUACUUGCUUCGCUCAAUACCCAAAAGGCUAUCGUACUACAUCGGCUCUACGCCCAACCCUGUACGAAGACUUCGACAACACAAUGGCUUACUGACAAAAGGCGGCGCAUACAGGACCAAACGUCAAGGAACACGACCCUGGGAGCUUGCUGCAUCUGUUAGCGGAUUUCCGAGUAAGAUCGCUGCUUUACAGUUCGAACAUGCAUGGCAACACCCGUAUCAGACCCGUUUCAUCAAGAGCGAAGAUCGAAUAGUGAAGAAGAAAGGUGGAGGCAGAAGUAUCCACCAGAGGCUUGCAGUGCUUAAACUGCUUCUACAUCACCCAUUUUUCAAGGUGAUGAGCUUGGUCGUACAUUUAUUUAGUGAGGAUAUCCAACGAGUAUGGUUCCUAGAUAAGUACAAAUUGGAAGCACCCUUCAUUCAUGUGGAGGUCGAUGAAGAUGCACUAAGCGAGCCCACAGGAGAGGAUGAAGAGAGUGUAAUAGAGCAUGCGAAGAAAAACCUUAGACUCGUGGAAUUGUUUUAUGGCCGUUCUCUGAAAGAGGAUUCUGAAUGUCUGGAGGAAUACCGACGGCGUCUCCAAAACGGCGCUAUGAGAUGUGCAAUAUGUGAAAAAAUAGUAGACUACGUGAAAGAUAGUGACAGCUUUAGUUCUGAGAAAGAACUGGUGGCAUUUUGUUACAAUAGUGUAUGCGACUACUUUUCCUGUUUGUCCUGUCUUUAUAACGUAUUUGCGAGCGACGAGGAACUAAGGACAGGAGAAAUUCCACUCAUACCAACCUCUGGUCAGUGUCCAAAUUGUAAUAUAGAAUUAAGUUGGGCUCGAAUCGUUCGUUAUUCGAUGUUCCUGUCUGCAUAG
Molecule: messenger RNA, 906 nt
Organism: Eremothecium gossypii ATCC 10895
Lineage: Eukaryota; Fungi; Ascomycota; Saccharomycetes; Saccharomycetales; Saccharomycetaceae
Gene: SLX1
Product: endonuclease
Exons: 1
Coding region: 1-906 (301 amino acids)
Biological process (GO): double-strand break repair via homologous recombination
Cellular component (GO): Slx1-Slx4 complex
Molecular function (GO): crossover junction DNA endonuclease activity; 5'-flap endonuclease activity
Source: RefSeq, marked provisional